Sporisorium graminicola is the source of this 2469-nucleotide messenger RNA. RefSeq lists its product as uncharacterized. Gene Ontology annotation, molecular function: zinc ion binding; DNA-binding transcription factor activity, RNA polymerase II-specific; DNA binding. Bases 1 to 2469 code for a protein of 822 amino acids. Lineage: Eukaryota; Fungi; Basidiomycota; Ustilaginomycetes; Ustilaginales; Ustilaginaceae. Gene Ontology annotation, cellular component: nucleus. The transcript has a single exon. The record is from RefSeq and is a predicted model, not a curated record. Gene Ontology annotation, biological process: DNA-templated transcription; regulation of DNA-templated transcription.
AUGCUGCCUUCCGCGUCUGCUACCAACAUGUCCAGACCACACUCGACCUACCUCGCUGCGCCAUGGGCGUCCGGCAGCGAGCAGCACCAGCACAAGCCUCCCUCCCACCUCCAUCCCCACCACCAACACCAACACCAACAGCAACAUCAGCAGCCUCACCUGGCGCACUCGGCCUACUCGGCGUCGGCAGGUCCUUCCACCUACCGCGCUCUCUCCAGCGGUCACCUUGCUGCAGCUUCCCAGCCUCAGCAACCACACCACUCGGAUCCUUGGUCGCAUCGAUCGGCUUCCGCUGCUCCUGCUUCCGCUUCUUCAACUUCGCCGCUGCCACCCACCUUUGCUUCGCCCGCUCCCGUCGCAAACAGCAACUCAGCAGAGCAGCCCAUUAUCCGCACCACCCACGUCACUGCCGAUGGCACCACCAUCUACGCCGCUACCGGCCGCAAGCGCAAGCGUCUUCAAAAGGCGUGUGUGGCAUGCCACAAGGCCAAGCGUCGCUGCGAUGGCGGCCUCCCUUGCUCCAAUUGCGACUUCAGCGGUCGCACCUGUUGCUAUUCGGACGCCAAUGGCAAGAUGGUCCUCCCCACCGCCCGCAUCGCCAACGAAGCAGGUCAGCCUUCGGGCGCUGCAGCUCAUUCCAGCGCUACCCUUCACCCAGCCGAGGCCCUCACCCCCGCUUACACCGUCGCCGCUUCGCCACUCAGCCCCAGCAGUAGCGAUCUAUCUGGCCGCGUUCGUGGCAACACCAUCAGUUCCAAGUCGAGCCCCCCAUCAAUAGGUGCCCCCGGCCCGCGCGCGGAGGGAUUGCUCACCAUCGACGAUGUGGCACCCGAGCGCAGACGCGAUCUCAUCAGCAUCUUUUUCUCGCAGAUCCACCCCUUCAGCUGUGUCAUGGACGAGAUCUCGUUCCUUCGUGACCUCUCCACCUCCGAGGUGCCUUCGUAUCUGUUGCUCUCCAUGUUUGCGCUGGCAGCUCGCUUUGAGCAAGGCAUCAGUGAGGCUGAGCGCGAGCGACGUUUUGCGCAGGGUGAGACUUUUGCUCGCUCUGCCCGUCGCAUGCUUCAGGAGGAAGACCGUGAUGGUUUCACCCUCCUCGAUCGCCCGGAUGUCGACCUUGCCCUCACCCUCUGCUUCCUUGCCGCCCACGAGCUCGGUAUGGGCCGUGUUCAGCGUGCGCUUUCCUACUCGAACGACGCCGUCCGCAUCGUUGCGACGCUCAAGCUCGCCGAAGGUCAGCUGCCACCCGCGCGCAAGAGCAACUACAUGCGCGACUCGUUUUCAUCCUCCUCGUGGCCACGUCGCGCUACGUGCGAGCGCCUCGUCCUGCUUGCCUGGACGCUCGACAUGACCAUCGCUGCUCUUGCUGCGCAGGCUUCGUCCGUUCGCCGCUCUGAUGUGCUCGCUGCCACCCGCAGCUUUGGCACGUCGGGCGACGAGGUGCGCGACGACGUUACCAAGUCUUUUGCUCGUCUUGCCGAGAUCGCCACCGUGUUUGGGUUGGUCAUCGACCCCAGCGAACCCUACAACAAGGGUGAGGAGGCUCUCCAGUCGUGGGCCGCUGCGCUCGUCGUCGAGCACAAGUUUGAUGACUACAACAUGAAGCAGGCCAGCCGUUUGCUUGAGGAGCCCGAGGCGAGCGCCGCCUCGCACCGCGCCUGGUUCUGGGCUCAGAUGCACCUCAUCGCAGAGUGCUCUGUCUUCCUGAUGGAGGCUCGCCGCGCUGGUGGUGCUCAGGCCGACCGAGGCCAGCAGAAGGCUGCGCUCGACAACAUCAACCUCAUCUUGUCGGUGCUCAGCAUCACGGGUCGCCGCAACCUCUUUGCCUUCCCCGCGCUGCUCAUCUGCACCCAGUACAGCCGCCCGAGCCCCGACGCCUCGCGCUGGUGGGUCACUGCUCGCCAGUGCUGGAACCUGGCGGAGCAGCACAUCAGCGAUGCCGCUCGGUUUUUUGUCCGGCCCAGUAACGAUGCACCCUCUCCAGGGAGUGGUCACUCGCUGACGUUGCCUAGGCUAUCCAGCUCGUCGGUGGGCAGCCACUCGAGCCGAUCAGGUGUUUCCGCGUCGCUGCCUCCCAUCGCCAGGCUGCCGCUCCCUUCGCUGCGUCUCUCGCCUUCGCUCUCAGCUCCUGUUCGAGAUGCCGAGCUGCGCCGAUCUCCUGAAUGGCGCUCCGCGUCGAGGGACAACCGCUCUCCGCGCAGCUCGUUUGGCUCCAAGAGCGACGAUGGCGCUGCCGACAACGAUGGCAUGAGCAGCACCGGUGGCAGCAGCCCGAACUCGUCGUCCUUCUCGCCCCGUUCGGCUCCCGUCGAGGUGGGUGCUGACGACUAUGUGCCCGUGAUCGCUGCUAGCAGUGGCUCGCGCACGCCCCCUCUCUCGUCGCAGGCUUUCAACAAGGACCCGCGCAGCGCGUGGUCGCCCAUCACUUCACUACGUGGUGAGAAGCGUACUUUGUCUGCUAUCUCGAGCUGA